Setaria italica (foxtail millet) is the source of this 1238-nucleotide messenger RNA. RefSeq names its product thymidylate kinase. Gene Ontology annotation, biological process: dTTP biosynthetic process; dTDP biosynthetic process; dUDP biosynthetic process. Gene Ontology annotation, molecular function: dTMP kinase activity; ATP binding. The record is from RefSeq and is a predicted model, not a curated record. The coding region runs from base 169 to 930 and encodes 253 amino acids. NCBI's taxonomy places the organism in Eukaryota, Viridiplantae, Streptophyta, Magnoliopsida, Poales, Poaceae. Gene Ontology annotation, cellular component: nucleus; cytosol; mitochondrion. The transcript is spliced from 6 exons.
CCCUCCCGGCGAAAUACGAAACGUGCCCCCGCCUCCUCCUUUUCCCUCCCUCGCCGCCGCCGCCGCUGCCGCGACUAGGGUAGGGCUCCAGCUCCGCUCCGCCGACCUCAGAGCAGCACAGCACCCGAUAUUAACGCCUCCGCUCGCUAUCGAGAUACUCGGCUGUGCAUGACUACAUUCGUUCGUCUCGCUGGAAGAGCAGCAUCUUGGAGCAGGAGUGGCAAAGCGGCGGCGCCCUCUGGUCUCGGCUUAUUUGCAACGCGUCGGAGGGCGUUUCAGGGCGUGAGGAUGGCGGAUGCUGGCAGCAAGAGCGGGCGUGGUGCUCUGGUCGUCUUGGAAGGGCUGGACCGGAGUGGCAAAUCGUCACAGUGUGCUCGGCUGCUGUCCUAUCUGGAAGGCCAAGGUUGCCGUGCUGAAGGGUGGCGGUUCCCUGAUAGGGGCACUUGUGUUGGGCAGAUGAUCUCUGCCUACCUGGCAAAUGAGUCGCAGCUUGAUGACAGAACGAUUCAUCUGCUCUUCAGCGCAAACCGCUGGGAGAAGAGAGCUUUGAUGGAAAGCAAGCUACUCGGUGGAACUACUCUCAUUGUAGACCGUUAUUCUUAUUCCGGAGUGGCGUUCUCAGCUGCUAAAGGGCUUGACAUUCAAUGGUGCAAGGCUCCAGAUGUUGGACUUAUAGCUCCAGAUCUUGUAAUUUAUCUGGAUGUACAACCAGAGAAAGCGGCUGAAAGAGGGGGCUAUGGAGGUGAGCGAUAUGAAAAGAUUGAAUUCCAAAAGAGAGUUGCAGAUCAUUAUCAUUCACUCCGUGAUUCAACAUGGAAGGUUGUUGACGGUUCCCUUCCCAUGGAGACCGUUGAAGAACACCUGAGAGAACUGGCUACGAACUGCAUUCAAGAGUGUCAAGAGAAGCCACUUACCAAUCUGACUUGGUGAAGCGCCACCAUUCGGCGAAGAAACGCACAGCUCAGCACAAGCUGAUACAUACCUUCUUGCACGUUGUGUGAUCCACCCUUGCUGGUGAUGAGAAACUAAGCAUCUGGCAGCGCUUUCAUUUGCCAUUUGCUGUAUCAAUGUCCCGAGUGCAAUAUACAUUUCGACAUUUAACUGGUGCUUUCAGAUAGGCUUAUUUGUCAGAGUUUAUCCGAUGGAGUUCGGGUUGUGUUGUGAUGCGGUACACGUGGGGAUACGAAACACGACUUUCAAGUUUCAUGAUUUUGCUGGACUGAACAAAUUUUUGUAAA